This is a messenger RNA of Varanus komodoensis (Komodo dragon), 1437 nucleotides long. RefSeq names its product butyrophilin subfamily 3 member A1-like. Bases 1 to 1437 code for a protein of 478 amino acids. The transcript has 8 exons. The record is from RefSeq and is a predicted model, not a curated record. Gene Ontology annotation, molecular function: protein binding. NCBI's taxonomy places the organism in Eukaryota, Metazoa, Chordata, Lepidosauria, Squamata, Varanidae.
AUGGAAGUUCAUUUCAGUAUCAUUCAACCAAGGAGACCUGUCAUUGCUACUUUUGGAGAGGACACGAUCCUGCCAUGUCAGCUCGGAAAUGGAAGAAUACCUGAGAGCACUAACUUCAAGAUCCAGUGGACAUUUUCUACCCCCUCAAAAAAAAUUGAACUGAUAUCCUAUGAUGGAAAAAUCAAGAAGGAAACAGAGAAUGAGAGCUAUAAGGGUCGAAUACAGCUCUUCAAUCAUGAGCAUAAGAGAGGGAAUAUGUCCCUGAAGCUGAAGCACAUCGUUCUGCCUGACCAAGGAAAAUACAUCUGCACAGUCUCCACUGAAAAGUGGCUUGAUGAGGUGGUCAUAGAGCUGCAUUUGAUAGCAAAAGGAGUAGAUCCCACCAUUACCCUGAAGGAUUACAAGGGCCAAGGAAUUGGACUCACUUGUGCCUCUGAGGGCUGGUAUCCAAAGCCCCAGGCUCUGUGGCUGAGCAGUAAGGGGAAAAACCGUACAGAGAAGGAAAUCACUACAAGCACUGAGAAUGCAGCUGGUACCUUCAGUGUUUUCAGUUCCAUUACAAUAGAACCAGGGACUGCCAGUGAAGUCUCUUGCAAAAUCUUCAGCAGUGUGUUACAGCAAGAGAGUGAAUCCAGAAUCAUGAUUGCUGAGAACCAGAAGAAGAAACUAGAAACAGAGUGCGAGGAUCUAAAAGUUGCAAUAGACACUGAGCAAGACACAAGAAGAGCAGAGCUUAGGAGAAUGCAGAGCCAUGCAGGUAAGAGAACUUCCACCAUUAGGCCUCAGGUCCUCAAGGACAUGCAUUGCUUGGUUCAUCAGUCACUGAGUGUUCGGCUUGUUGAGAUGCAGCUGGACUUGUGUGGCAUGGGGCUGCCUCCACCUGCUGUCACCUUAGAUUCUGAGUAUAAACAUCCAGAAAUCAUCAUCAGUGAGGAUAAGAGAAAAGCCAGCCUGAAAGCACCCACCCCAGGGCAACCCGGAGCUGCUGUGGAGACUCUGAUUGUUGUGGGAAAAGAGGGUUAUGCUGCUGGGAAACACUACUGGGAAGUCAGGGUGGGAGAGGGGUUGGACUGGGAGCUGGGGGUGCUGACCCAGGCUGAAAGGGACAAGGCCAAAAAGGCGAGUUUGGUUGGGCCUCUUGGGGAAGGAUGCUGGGCUCUGAGAAGUGUCCAGGGAGAUUUAUUUUCUAGUCAGAGCGAGAAUAAGCUUGAAAAGAAAGAUGUGCCUUAUCAAGUCAUUGGCUUGUUCCUGGAUCGAGAAGCAGGUGACAUCUCAUUUCAUAAUGCUGCAAUAAUCUUCCCUAUCAACUCGAUCCCCAUUCAGUCAACCGAGAAAUUGUACCCAUUUUUAAGUUUGGGCAAGGCUGCAGAAGACUCUCAUGGGCAUUCAUUAGAGAUCAUCCCUAUUGGCAUCCCAAUGCCUGUUAACAAAUGUUAG